Cercocebus atys (sooty mangabey) is the source of this 3288-nucleotide messenger RNA. RefSeq lists its product as uncharacterized. The transcript has 13 exons. Lineage: Eukaryota; Metazoa; Chordata; Mammalia; Primates; Cercopithecidae. The coding region runs from base 47 to 2824 and encodes 925 amino acids. Gene Ontology annotation, cellular component: nucleosome. Gene Ontology annotation, molecular function: DNA binding; protein heterodimerization activity; structural constituent of chromatin. The record is from RefSeq and is a predicted model, not a curated record.
GACGUAUUUGCUAGUGUUGGGUGUUACGUUGUGCUGUUUUCCUAUCAUGGCUCGUACUAAGCAAACUGCUCGGAAGUCUACUGGUGGCAAGGCGCCACGCAAACAAUUGGCCACUAAGGCAGCCCGCAAGAGUGCUCCGGCCACCGGCGGUGUGAAAAAGCCCCACCGCUACCGGCCCGGUACUGUGGCUCUGCGCGAGAUCCGCCGUUAUCAGAAGUCUACCGAACUGCUGAUUCGUAAACUACCUUUCCAGCGCCUAGUGCGCGAGAUUGCGCAGGACUUUAAAACAGACCUGCGCUUCCAGAGCUCUGCUGUGAUGGCUCUGCAGGAGGCGUGUGAGGCCUACUUAGUUGGGCUGUUUGAGGACACUAACCUGUGCGCCAUCCACGCCAAGCGCGUCACUAUAAUGCCCAAGGACAUCCAGCUCGCUCGCCGCAUCCGCGGAGAGCGGGGCGGGAAGGGUUUGGGUAAGGGGGGUGCCAAGCGCCACCGCAAGGUGUUGCGCGACAACAUCCAGGGCAUCACCAAGCCGGCCAUCCGGCGUCUGGCCCGGCGUGGAGGUGUCAAGAGGAUCUCUGGUCUGAUCUACGAGGAGACUCGCGGGGUGCUCAAGGUGUUUUUGGAGAACGUGAUCCGUGACGCUGUCACCUAUACGGAACACGCCAAGCGCAAGACGGUCACUGCUAUGGACGUGGCAGGAAUAGAAGACCGUUGGGUUGACAGGUACUGUGAAUAUGCAAGAGUCAUCGAAGAAUCCUGUAUCAGAAGCCGCUUCCAUUUUAUAGCUACUGCCACGGACCUUGGAGUCAGAGGAAAUAGUGCGUCCUUGGCGCUUGAGCGCGUAAACCACAUCCAUGGCAGUGACAGUCUUGCGCUUGGCGUGCUCCGUAUAGGUCACGGCGUCCCGGAUCACGUUCUCCAGAAAAACCUUGAGAACACCUCGGGUCUCCUCGUAAAUCAAACCGGAGAUCCGUUUAACCCCACCACGCCUAGCAAGGCGCCGAAUAGCCGGCUUAGUGAUGCCUUGGAUGUUAUCCCGCAGCACUUUCCGGUGGCGCUUGGCGCCUCCCUUACCCAAACCUUUGCCGCCUUUGCCGCGACCAGACAUAGUCAACCAAGUUUACGCUCUCUCUCCGCGAAUGCGGCGAGCAAGCUGUAUAUCCUUGGGCAUAAUAGUCACCCGCUUGGCAUGAAUGGCGCAAAGGUUUGUGUCCUCAAAGAGCCCUACCAAGCGCUGGAACGGCAGCUUCCGGAUCAGCAGCUCGGUCGACUUCUGGUAGCGACGGAUCUCUCGCAGAGCUACAGUGCCCGGGCGGUAACGGUGAGGCUUUUUCACGCCGCCGGUGGCCGGUGCGCUCUUGCGAGCAGCCUUGGUAGCCAGCUGCUUGCGUGGCGCCUUACCGCCCGUGGACUUGCGAGCAGUCUGUUUGAGUCAGACCACCAACUAUUGGCCGCAAGAAAAUUCAAAAGUCCCCUCGCCCUUCUUGGAUUGGUCCAUCUCUGUGCCUGGUUGAAGAUUAAGAGAGGCUCCUGCUCAUUACGGCAGCAGUACCGCCUGAAUAUUAGGCAGAACGCCGCCCUGGGCGAUGGUCACACGCCCCAAGAGCUUAUUAAGCUCCUCGUCCUCCAGGAUCUCGGCUGUCAGGUACUCAAGCACCGCCGCCAGAUACACCGGCGCGCCAGCCCCGACGCGCUCGGAGUAGUUGCCUUUGCGGAGCAGGCGGUGCACCCGGCCCACAGGGAACUGCAGACCUGCACGAGAAGAACGAGUCUUAGCCUUGGCGCGGGCUUUGCCGCCUUCUAUAUUGUUUUUGGCGUCCCGGAUUUCUUGAAAAAUGCUUCCCUCUCCAAGUGGGGCCUUCCUAGUAUCUUUGCAGUAGGGCCAGUUGGGGAAAGGCACAAAAUUCAAACCCUUUUGUAUCUCGCAGAGCUGGAAAUCCGAAGCAUGCUUAGCCAGUUCCCCGGGCAGCAGCAGGCGCACAGCCGUCUGGAUCUCCCUGGAGGUGAUGGUCGAGCGCUUGUUGUAGUGCGCCAGGCGGGAAGCUUCGCCCGCGAUGCGCUCGAAGAUGUCAUUGACGAAGGAAUUCAUGAUCCCCAUGGCCUUGGAGGAGAUGCCGGUGUCGGGGUGGACCUGCUUCAGCACCUUGGCAAUUAUUCUGAGCCUGUCGAAGCCGGCGCGCCGCUGUACUUAGAGUACCUGGCCGCCGAUAUCCUGGAGCUGACACGCAGCGCCAUACGUGACAAGACCCACAGCAUCCCCCGCCACCUGCAGCUGGCCUUCCGCAACGACGAGCAGCUCAACAAGCUGCUGGGCAAAGUCACUAUUACUCAGGGAGGCGUCCUGGCCAAUAUUCAGGCCGUCCUGCCGCUUGCUCUCAGUUCAGUACGCUUUUGUGUGUGGGGGUCAUUGCAGAUGGCUCGUACAAAGCAAACAGCUCGCAAGUCCACCGGCGGCAAAGCGCCGCGGAAGCAGCUUGCUACUAAAGCGGCGCGUAAGAGCGCUCCGGCCACAGGUGGGGUGAAGAAGCCUCACCGCUACCGGCCCGGUACCGUGGCUUUGCGCGAAAUUCGCCGCUACCAGAAGUCCACCGAACUGCUGAUCCGGAAGCUGCCAUUCCAGCGCCUGGUGCGAGAAAUCGCGCAGGACUUCAAAACCGAUCUGCGCUUCCAGAGCUCUGCGGUGAUGGCGCUGCAGGAGGCUUGCGAGGCCUACCUGGUGGGGCUCUUCGAAGACACUAAUCUGUGCGCUAUUCACGCCAAACGCGUCACCAUCAUGCCCAAAGACAUACAACUGGCACGUCGCAUCCGUGGGGAAAGGGCAUAAGUCUGCUUAUUCCUUCCUAAUUGAAAAGGCUCUUUUCAGAGCCACUUACAAUUUCACUUAAAAACAGUUGUAACCAAUUCGGUAGUUCCCAGGAGAUUUAAAGGAUUUUUAAAGAUAAGUACACACGCUUUGAAUAACUGCAGACGAGUACAUCAGGCCUUUUCUUUUGGGGCGGUUUUACUGCGAGAAAGCCAGUUGAGUGACUUUUGCCCUUGUUAAAAAAAUCCUAGGGAUCUUGUGUUUUUAACAUGUAUAUGUGUAUACUUAACAUUUCGAAACAGGCUUCUGGUGAAACUUCUUUUAAUCCUCCUGCCAAUUUUAGGUCUGAUGGCAUUUUUAUUAAAGCUAUCGUAAGGACAAUGUGCGUAUAGUUACCCAAAGUUCACAAAAACAUUAAUACCCCAAAAAUCAGUAUUGGUAUUGGGCUAUUGGAACUGGAGUCAGAGCUCAGGUGGAAAAAACUG